AUGUCUACACUUGCAAUAUUGAAGAGAAUGAAUCAUCCAAAGUUGCAUUCUCUCUCCUUUUUCCUUUUCUCUUUCUUCAUUUGCUAUGCUUAUUCCAACAUCACUCCUAAAUGCUCUACCAUACAAAGUCAUGCUUUACAUCUCUUUAAACAAAAUCUUUUCUCCAAUAAUCACCUCUACGAUAAACACGAGGACGACGAUUACAGAUGUCAUGAUUGGCUUGGUUCUGAUUAUCAGCCAAUUAUGAUGAAUUGGAACACGAGUAUUGAUUGCUGCAAGUGGGAUGGUAUCACUUGUGACCGUUUCACUGGUGAUGUCAUAGCUCUUGACCUUAGCUGUGGAAUGUUACGAGGUACCAUCCACCCUAACUCCACCCUUUUCAACCUUCCUCGCCUCCAAAGACUCAACCUUGCUUUCAAUAAUCUUACCAAUUCCCAACUUCCACGAGAGAUUGGAAGGUUUUCUAAUAGUCUUACACAUCUCAACAUCUCUGAUUGUGGGUUUAUAGGCCAAGUUCCUACCGAUGUCAUACUUCUAGGUAAAUUGGUAUCUCUUGAUCUUUCUUGGAAUGAUUUGAAGCUUGAACAUCAUGUUUUCUACAAUCUCCUCCAGAAUUCUACUACUUUGGAAGAGCUUCUUCUUCAAAAAAUUAACAUCACUUCAUAUUUACCAGCUUAUCUUAAUAUCACUUCUCUGAAAUCUCUCAAACUUAAGUCCACCGGUUUGCAAGGGAAAUUACCUGAUAACAUCUUCAAUCUCCCGUACUUGGAAGAACUUAACCUGGCCUUCAAUGACCUUGGUACUGAUCGGUUUCCCAAGGUUAAUACAAGUAUGAACAGCCCUCUCAAGUGGUUAGAUCUCUCAUACACCAAUUUAUCAGGAGAAAUACCUGACUCAAUCAGCCAUCUCAAGUCUUUCAAUCACUUGGUUCUCUCACGCACCUACUUAUCAGGAAAAAUACCCAACUCAAUCGGCCAUCUCAAGUCUUUGAAUCACUUGGUUCUCUCGCACACCAACUUAUCAGGAGAGAUACCUGAAUCAAUCGGUCAUCUCAAGUCUUUGAAUCUCUUGGAUCUCUCGCACACCAACUUAUCAGGAAACAUACCCGACUCAAUUGGCCAUCUCAAGUCUUUGAAUCGCCUGAGUCUUUCACACACCAACUUAUCUGGAGAAAUACCCGACUCAAUAGGCCAUCUUGAGUCUUUGAAUCACUUGGACCUCUCAUAUAUCAACUUCUCAGAAGAAAUACCUGAAUCAAUUGGCCACCUCAAGUCUUUGAACACCUUGCUACUCAAUUCUUGUGGUUUGAUGGGUCCCUUUCCCAAAAUUUUCUUUAACCUUAGGAACCUUACUAUGCUAGAUUUGUCCUCUAACAUGCUUAAUGGAACAUUGCCUUCUUCGUUAUCUACCCUUCCUUUCCUAGAAGCUAUUUACCUCCAACGCAACAUAUUCAGUGGGAGCUUACCAGCAGAGUUGUUUGCCAUGCAAUCAUUAAAGAGAUUAUCACUUGGGCAUAAUCAAUUUGUUGGGGAGAUUGGCAUGCUUGAUCAAGGCUCCACUUUGCAAACAUUUCGACAACUUGUCAACCUUACUCGCCUUGACCUCUCAUUUAACAAUUUUACCGGUGUAUGGGAGUUGAAUACAUUGUUAUCAAGCCUCACAAGCAUUGAAGAACUUGAUCUUUCUUACAGCGGCUUAUCUGUUGUGACCAGUAAUGAUACUUAUUACGUUAACCCUAAUUUCUCCCUAUUAUAUUUGGCAUCCUGCAAGCUAAAAACGUUUCCAAAUUCCAUAGGAGCCAUGAAAAAUCUUGAACGUUUAGAUUUAUCUAACAAUGAAAUCAGUGGCCAAAUUCCUGAUUGGGCAAGGGUGAUAGGCGGAAAUGAGUUGGUGCAUUUGGAUCUCGCACGUAACUCAAUAACAGGCUUGCCACAAUUUCAGUGGAAUGGAUUAGAAUAUUUUGGUAUGCAGUCCAACUUGAUUCAGGGGACAUUCCCUACAUCAAUUUGCAACAUGAGAAAUUUAGAGUAUUUGGAUAUGUCAAAUAAUAGCUUCAGUGGAGUGAUUCCAGAAUGCUUGGGUAAAAUGAUCACCACUCUUAAGAUGAUACAUAUGGGGCACAAUCAUUUUCACGGUACCAUUCCAAAUGCGUACAAGGAUUGCGGACAACUAGGGGGGCUUAUUUUGAACGGAAACCAAUUAGAAGGAGAGGUGCCAAUUUGGUUGUCCAAAUGUCAAUCCUUAAAGGUGCUUGAUCUGGGAAACAACCACUUAAAUGGUACAUUCCUUCACUGGUCCUCACAUCUUUCACAUCUGCAGGUUCUUGUCCUCAAAUCAAACAAGUUCCAUGGUCCCAUAGAAAGCUCUUCUAUGAUUCAACACCCAUUUCCUAGUCUCAAAGUCCUUGACUUGUCUGAAAACAAGUUUGUAGGCCAUCUCCCUGGAAAAUAUUUUCAAACUUUUGAUGCCAUUAAGAAUGUGGCAAAGAAGGGCACAAAACCUGAAUAUUUGAGCCUUGGUGGUGGCAAGUUUUACUCGAUCGUUGUUGCGGUGAAAGGUGUGCAACUCUCAUUUCCCCAAUUUUUUGUUGACUACACAAUUGUUGAUCUAUCCAAUAACAUAUUUGAAGGGGAGAUUCCAAAUAUCAUUGGCAGUCUUAACUCUUUGAAAGUGCUCAACUUAUCCCACAACCACCUCAACGGUCGAAUCCCAAAUGCUCUAGGAAAUCUCUUGGAGAUCGAGUCAUUAGACCUGUCUUGGAACCGGCUAACAGGGCAGAUCCCUCAAAGUCUUGCAAACAUCACGGCUCUUGCAGUCUUAAAUCUCUCUCACAACCAACUUGUGGGUCGCAUUCCUGACGGAACACAGUUCAGGACAUUUGAAGCAACCUCGUUUGAAGGAAACCCGAGACUAUGUGGGUCUCCACUAUCCAAGCACUGUGAACAUCUGAGUGCCCCACAUCUUGAAGUUGACGAAGAUGAGGAGAGUGGGUUUACAUGGAAAGCGGCAAUGUUGGGAUAUGGAUGUGGAACCAUACUUGGAUUGGUGUUGGGAUAUCAGAUGUUGUCAACAGGAAGACCAAAAUGGUUCAAUGCAAUUGUUGAUGAAGUAGGGCAUAUGAUCCAGAUGAAGGCGAAACAAGAGAAGAUGCGUAUAGAUUGA
Cynara cardunculus var. scolymus (artichoke) is the source of this 3162-nucleotide messenger RNA. RefSeq names its product receptor-like protein 7. The transcript has a single exon. Gene Ontology annotation, molecular function: protein binding. Bases 1 to 3162 code for a protein of 1053 amino acids. The record is from RefSeq and is a predicted model, not a curated record. Lineage: Eukaryota; Viridiplantae; Streptophyta; Magnoliopsida; Asterales; Asteraceae.